Molecule: messenger RNA, 4785 nt
Organism: Vombatus ursinus (common wombat)
Lineage: Eukaryota; Metazoa; Chordata; Mammalia; Diprotodontia; Vombatidae
Gene: RRBP1
Product: ribosome binding protein 1
Exons: 24
Coding region: 107-4213 (1368 amino acids)
Biological process (GO): protein transport
Cellular component (GO): endoplasmic reticulum membrane
Source: RefSeq, a predicted model, not a curated record
GGGGCUUCUUCUUUUCCCGUGACCGGCGGCGGCAGCGUUCAGCGGCGGCGGCGCCUCUUCCUAAUUCCGGCUUCUCCUAGUGCAGGUAAAAGAAAGUCAAGUCGUGAUGGAUAUCUAUGACCCCCAGACCUUGGGAGUUAUGGUGUUUGGUGGAUUCAUGGUCAUUUCAGCCAUUGGAAUCUUCCUGGUAUCUACCUUCUCCAUGAAAGAGACAUCCUAUGAAGAAGCCCUAGCCAAUCAGCGUAAGGAAAUGGCAAAAACUCACCAUCAAAAAGUGGAAAAGAAAAAGAAGGAGAAACCUGUGGAGAAGAAGGGACGGGCAAAGAAAAAGGAGGAGAAACCUAAUGGGAAAAUCCCUGAACCAGAAUUGCUUCCCAAUAUAACUGUCAUCUCCAGAGACCCCAUAUCUGAGAAAGGUGUGGUGGUGGCUCCUAUUGUGGUAGAACCUGUCAAACCUUCUAAAUCUCCAGUGACAUCAGCAGCAGUACCACCACCAAAAGCAGCAGCAUCACCUCCACCAACAAAAGGAGCAGCCGCAGCAGCAGUGCAACCAACAAAAGGUGCAGCACAGCCAACUAAAGGAAUAGCAGUGCAGCCACCAAAGGGAGGAGGAGGCGCAGCAGCAGCAACAGUGCAGCCAGCAAAAGGUGCAGCACAGCCAACUAAAGGAAUAGCAGUGCAGCCAUCCAAAGGAGGAGGCGCAGCAGCGGUGCAGCCAGCAAAGGGAGGAGGAGGCGCAGCGGCACAGCCAGCAAAGGGAGGAAGGGCAGCGGCACAGCCAACAAAAGGAGCAGCGGUGGUGCAACCAAGCAAAGGAGCACAACCAUCAAAAGGAGCAGUGCCACCACAAACAAAAGGAGCAGCAGCACCACCAGGAAAAACUGCAGCGGUGGCAGUGGCGCCAUCAUCCCCAGUAGAGCAAGGGGCAGAAGCACCUUUAGGGAAGCGGGCAGCACGGGCAGCGAGAGCAGCAGCAGCAGCCCAGGCAGCGGCAGUGCAGGCAGUACUGGUGCCACCUACAUCACCAGAAGCGGAAGGGGCAGCGGCACCAGCACCAUUAGGGAAGCGGGCAGCACGGGCAGCGAGAGCAGCAGCAGCAGCAGAGGCAGCAGUGCGAGCAGUACCAGUAGUGCCAGCAUCACCAGUGGGGCAAGGGGCACCAGCGCCACUGGGGAAGCGGGCUGCACGGGCAGCUCGGGCAGCUGCAGCACAGGCAGCGGCGGCACAGGCAGCGGCAGGGGCAGCGGAGGCAGCGGUGCAGGCCGUACCAGCGUCACCGGUGGGGCAAGGGGCAGCACCAGCACCACUGGGGAAGCGGGCAGCGCGGGCAGCUCGGGCAGCUGCAGCACGGGCAGCGGCAGCAGAGGCAACAGGGCAGGCAGUGCCAGCAUCACCAGUAGGGCAAGGGGCAGUGGGACCAGUGGCAUCUGGAGGACAAGCUACAUCAAAAGCAGCUCGAGCAACAGCAGCAGCCCAGGCAGUACCAGUGGUGCCAACGUCACCGGUAGGGCAGGGGGCACCAGCAGCUCCAGGGGGUCGGGCAGCAGCAAAGGCAGCUCGAGCAGCAGCAGCGCAAGCAGUGCCAGUAGCAGCAGUGCAAGUAGCACCAGUAGCAGCUGUGGUAGCAAGUGCCCCUGCACCCCCGCAAGGGCAACCUGCUUCAUCCCCUAAGGAAAAGAGGAAAAAGGAAAAGAAGGUGGCAAAGGUAGAGCCAGCACCCAGCCCUGUUGUGAGUUCCAUGCAUGUCCUUUCCUCUAAGUCCUCAGUGCUUGAAGCUGCUCCCAAAGAGGUCCCUGUGGUCGCUGUUCCUCCUGUUGGCACAAAGACCAAUGCCCCAAAGGCAGAAGUCAUCCUCAACCAUGAGGAGCCAAAGCAAGAAGCCCCAUCAAAGAAGAAGUCUUCCAAGAAAAAGAGUGAGCCAACUCCAACAGAUUCUGAUGGCCCCCUCUAUCUGCCCUACAAGACUCUGGUAUCUACCCUCCGAAGUACAGUUUUCAAUGAAGGGGAAGCCCAUUGUCUCAUCGAAAUCUUAUCAGAGAAAGCAGGAAUUGUUCAAGAUACCUGGCAUAAGGCUACUCAAAAAGGUGAUCCCGUGGCAGUUUUAAAGCGACAGCUGGAAGAGAAGGAAAAGCUGCUGGCCACCGAACAACAGGAUGCUGCUGCCGCCAAAAACAGACUAAGGGAACUUAAUAAGGAGCUUGCAUCCGAGAAGUCAAAGGCGGCGGCUGGGGAGGCCAAUGUGAAAAAACAGCUCUUGGCCAGGGAGCAGGAGAUCAUGGCUGUACAAGCACGCAUGAAAGCUAGUUACCGGGACCACGUCAAUGAAGUGCAGCAGCUGCAGGGGAAGAUUCGAAGUCUUCAAGAGCAAUUGGAGAAUGGACCAAACAUGCAGCUGGCUCGUUUACAGCAAGAGAACUCAAUUCUGAGGGAUGCUUUGAAUCAAGCAACCAGUCAGACUGAGAGCAAGCAGAAUGCUGAAUUGGCCAAGCUCAGACAAGAGUGUAGUAAGCUCACAAAAGAAGUGGCCGAAAAGUCUGAGGCUGUGCAGCAGGAGGAACAGCAGAAGAAGAGCUUGGAGAAACAGGUCCACCAGCUGCAGGUUUCUCAAAAAGAAAAAGAAGAUGCCCUCCAGAAGAGACUAGAUGAAGUGAGCGGAGAGCUGCGCAAAUCCCAGUCCAGCUACAAAAAUCUUUUGGCAGACUUGGAGAAAGCAAAAGGAGAUCAGCAGAAUAUUGCUGAACUGCAUAGCAAAUUACAGUCCUCUGAAACAGAGGUGAAAAGCAAGUCUGAAGAGUUGAAUAAACUCAAAGGAAAGCUGUUGGAGUCCAGUACAGAAAAUGCAAGACUCACAGAAAGGAUCAAAUCCAUCGAGGCUCUCUUGGAAGCUGGCCAGGCCAAGGAAGCCAAAGACACCCAGGCUAGCCAAGCAGAGGUGGAACAGCUUCAAGCAAGGCUCAAAGAACAUGAGGCUCAGGUCACAUCUUUGGAAAAGGAAGCUACGGAGCUAAAGGCGGCCGUCGAGCAGCAAAAACUAAAAAAUAAUGACCUCCGAGAGAAAAACUGGAGAGCAAUGGAAGCUUUGGCAUCUGCUGAAAAAGGAUGUGAGGAGAAAUUGAGUUCUUUAACCAAAGCAAAGGAAGAAGUAGAGAAGCAGGUCAGCAGCACUCAGACAAAGACAAAGGAAACUCUUCUCUCCCUCUUCCCAGACAUCUCAAUAACCACACAACAGAGUUACGAUGAGUGGCUACAGGAAUUCAAAGAGAAGAGUACAGAAGCUGUAAAGCAGAAAGCACCUGCUGGAGUAUCUUUGGACUUAGCCUCUAAGUUAAAGGAAGCUGAGGAAGCCCAAAGCACUUUACAGUCGGAGUGUGACCAGUACCGAACCAUCCUCGCAGAAACGGAAGGCAUGUUGAAAGAUCUUCAGAAGAGCGUGGAGGAGGAAGAGCAGGUGUGGAAAGCCAAGCUCACAGUAUCAGAAGAAGAGCUCCAGAAGUCACAAAUCAAAGUGAAACAUCUCGAAGAAACCUUGGAGAAGUUAAAAGGAGACUUACAGAGUACAGCUCAGGUCAAAGAAUAUGCGACUCUCUUGGAGGCACGGCUGGAGGAGCACAUGUUAACAUCCAGUGCAGAAUGUCAAAAGUAUGCAGAAGAGGUUGAGUCGUUGAGGGACCUUUUAACAGAAGCCCGAGAGCAGAUGGAUGCAGCUAACAGUGAAGCACAGAAGCAGAGCAAGGAACUCGCACUGGUCAGGCAGCAGUUGAGUGAAAUGAAGAACCAUGUACAGGAUGGUGAAGUUGUUGGGUCGCAGGCUGACCUAACUGAGCAGGAACCUGUCGAGGUUAGGGCGCUGAAAACACAGCUGGAGCAUACAGAAACCCUCCUAGAGAAGGAACAGAUCCAGCUGCAGAAGCUGACAGCUGAGUUUGAGGAGGCCCAGAAUUCAGCAUGUAAUUUGCAAGCAGAAUUGGAGAAACUUCGAGCAUCCACCAGCAUGGAGUCUUCAGAAACGGAGGAAGCUGUUCAGCUGAAGGAAAGGCUGGAAAAAGAAAAGAAGUUAACAAAGGGCUUGGGUCAAGCUGCUACCAAGCUCCAAGGGCUUUUGAAGAUAAGCCAGGAGCAGUUAACCAAGGAGAAAGAAAUGGUAAAGAAGUUGCAAGAGAAGCUUGAGAAAACGGAGGAUGCUGGUAGUGCAAAGGAAGGGACCUCUGUCUGAAAAACCUCUGGAAUUAAAAGUUCCUUAUUCAAGUUUACCAAAAUGCCUUACACAUUCCUUAAAAACAAACCAACCUGAAAAAAAAAAUACACAUGUUCCACAUCCUGUAGCUAUGAGACAGAAGCCAUUAGUGAACCAGAACCUUUUAGAUUCACACACACACAAAAAAAAAAACAAAAACAAAACCAUACUACAGGCACCACCUUUGUAAAGGAAUCUUUGUAACGUUUUCUAAAACGGUAUUCCCUGGGGCAAGCCCUGGACUGUCAGGAAGCGGACUCCAAAGCCUUUAUUAAUUCUUCUGUAUGAACAGAACCCAUGAAUGUGUGAAACAGGGGAGGGGGGUGGGGGGGGAACGGGAGGGAGAAGGUCUAUGUAUCUGUCCGUCAAUCAGUGCAAUUGUUUUUUGUUGGGGGUGGGGGUGGGAGUGACUGUUUCUGCAGAGUUAUUGAGAAUGGGGAGAAAGAGCAGGCUUGAGAGGGAAGUGGCAAGGAAGUGGGCCAUGCAGUUGCCAACAAGACCUGAUUGUGAAUUUCUGGAUGUUACUGCUAUUAAAACCAAUGUUGUAGCCA